CCGGCUGAAGCUCCAGGUGAACCAAGAUGGGAGGAUCCCGGUCAAGAGCAUUCUCAAAAUGUUCUCGGCUGACAAGAAGCGCGUGGAGACAGCCCUGGAAUCCUGCAGCCUGAAUUUCAACAGGAGCGAGUCGAUCAAACCCGAAGAAUUCACCCUGGAGAUCUUUGAGCGUUUCCUCAACAAGCUUUGCCUUCGUCCCGACAUUGACAAAAUCUUGCUGGAGAUCGGAGCCAAAGGGAAGCCGUAUCUCAGCCUCGACCAGCUGAUGGAAUUUAUCAACCAGAAGCAGCGAGACCCCCGUCUCAACGAGAUCUUGUACCCUCCCUUGACGCGGGCGCAAGUCCGCCAACUGAUCGCCAAGUACGAACCCAACCAACAGUUCCAGCAAAGGGAUCAGAUGUCCCUGGAGGGUUUUGGGCGCUACUUGGGGGGUGAAGAGAACACCAUUGUGCCGCCCGAAAAGCUGGACCUGAGUGAUGACAUGACGCAUCCGCUGAGCAGCUACUUCAUUAAUUCUUCGCAUAAUACCUACCUCACAGCCGGGCAGCUGACGGGCAAUUCCUCCGUGGAAAUGUACCGGCAGGUGCUCUUAAGCGGCUGCCGCUGUAUCGAACUCGAUUGCUGGAAAGGGCGUCCCCAGGACGAAGAGCCGUUCAUCACCCACGGAUUCACCAUGACGACGGAAAUCCCUUUUAAGGAGGUCAUUGAAGCCAUUGCGGAAAGCGCCUUCAAGACCUCGCCCUACCCAGUCAUCCUUUCCUUUGAGAACCACGUUGACUCAGCAAAACAGCAGGCUAAGAUGGCCGAAUAUUGUCGAAGCAUCUUCGGUGACGCCCUUCUGAUCGACCCCUUUGAAAAAUAUCCACUCCAGCCUGGCAUAGCCUUACCGAGCCCCCAGGAAUUAUUGGGGCGCAUUCUGGUGAAAAACAAGAAACGUCGCACCCACAUCAAGGGGACGGAAGGCAGCGUACGCAAACGGGUUUUGGAGCAGACGCCCAGUUCCUACAGCGACUCUUCUGGGGUGGGCGAGCCAGGUUCUCCCGCCUUGGGGUCUCCCUUUGCCGAGCAGCCGGAAAUCCUCUCCUCCAUCCUGACCAAUGGGGAGGAAAAGGCCUCGGACAGAAUGGCAAAACUAGGGGAGCCCCGCAAAUCUAUUGGUGAGACAACCCCAAACAGAGACCGGGAAGCUGAAAGCGAGGAGGAGGAAGAACAGCAAGAUCCCAAAAAGCCCACAACGGACGAGGGCACCGCCAGCAGCGAAGUGAACGCCACAGAGGAGAUGUCAACCUUGGUCAAUUACAUCGAACCGGUCAAGUUCAAGUCCUUCGAGGUGGCCAGCAAACGCAACAAAUCUUUCGAAAUGUCUUCCUUCGUGGAGACCAAAGGGUUGGAGCAGCUGACCAACAGCCCCAUGGAGUUUGUCGAAUACAACAAGAAACAGUUGAGCCGAAUCUACCCCAAAGGGACACGUGUGGAUUCCUCCAACUACAUGCCACAAGUCUUCUGGAACGCCGGCUGUCAGAUGGUGGCCCUCAAUUUUCAGUCCCUGGACUUGCCAAUGCAGUUGAACCUGGGCAUCUUUGAGUACAAUCGCCGGAGCGGCUACUUGCUGAAGCCCGAGUUUAUGCGACGGUCGGACAAGUUUUUCGACCCUUUCACCGAAGAUAUUGUCGAUGGCAUUGUGGCGAACACCGUCAAAGUGAAGAUCAUAUCCGGGCAAUUCCUCUCCGAUAAGAGGAUCGGCAUUUACGUCGAGGUAGACAUGUUCGGGCUGCCGGUGGACACCAAGCGCAAAUUUCGCACUCGGGCCUCGCAGGGCAACUCCUUCAACCCCGUUUGGGACGAAGAACCGUUCGUCUUCCAGAAGGUUGUGCUGCCAACCCUCGCCUCGCUGCGCAUCGCGGUUUUUGAGGAGGGCGGCAAAUUUGUGGGCCACCGGAUCCUGCCUGUCUCUGCCAUCCGGGCAGGGUACCACUAUAUUUGCCUGCGCAGCGAAAGCAACCAGCCCCUCUGCCUCCCAGCCUUGUUGGUUUACACGGAAGCUUGCGACUAUAUCCCCGAUGAUCAUCAAAAUUACGCCGAGGCUUUAAUUAACCCAAUUAAGCACGUCAGCUUAAUGGACCAGCGAGCCAAGCAGCUGGCCACCCUAAUGGGAGAGAGCGAGGAGAACGUGGAGAAGCCGAAGGAAUCUCUGUUGAGGAGCCCCUCUUGCCACACUAUGGGGCCGUCCCGGGAGGUCCAGAAGCCCCUCCCGGAUGUGUUACCCCCAACUCGGACCCCCAGCAUCGUCCCCAGUCAAGGGCAGAGGGAUGACUUGAUCGCCAGCAUCUUGGCAGAGGCCUCUCCGCCUUCCGUGGAAGAACUGAGGCAGCAAAAGGCUUUCGUGAAGUUGCUGAAGAAACAGUAUCGAGAGCUGAAGGAGCUCCGUCGCAAACACAUGAAAAAAAUUUGCAGCCUCAACAAAAAGCAAAACACGCAGCUGACAUUGGAAAGAAGCCGGCUGCGUAGCCGGGAAGGGUCUCAAAGCUCUUUAGAGGGAGCUCGACAAGGACAGGACCACGAGGAGGCCCAGCGGAAGAACGACCUCCAGGAAUGGCAGAUGCAGGGUCUGCUACGGCUGCGUGAGGCUCAGCACCAGCUGGAGAGGGAGCUGAAGCGAGACCACCUGCACCAGGCCCAGCAGCGCUUAAAAGACAUCGCCCAGGAUUACCAGACAGCACAACUGAAGAAGCUGAAAGAAACGAGCGAGAAAGAGAAGAAGGAACUGCAGAAAAUCCUGGAUCGAAAACGGCACAACAGCAUCUCGGAAGCGAAAUCUCGCGAGAGGAGCAAAAAAGAUGUGGAAUUAACUGAGAUCAACAGAAGGCACAUCACGGAGUCCGUAAACUCAAUUCGGAGGCUUGAGGAGGCCCAGAAACGACGUCAGGAAAAAUUACUUUUGGGACACCAGGAAAUCAUGCAGUUGAUUGAGGACGAAGAGCCACGGUUGGUAGCCCAGCUGGAACAAGAAUGGCAGCUGGAGUGCUGCUCCCUGACCCAAGAGAUUGGCCGGUUCCUUCAAGAAGAACUCGACGGGACGGUCAGCAACGGGCACCCCCCGGCCACCAGCGUCAGCUCCUUGCCCCCCGAAGACGAGCUGACGGUCCUGUGAAUCCAACGGAGAAUAAGGGACGUCCCCGAAGGCCGGCCGGCCGCCAACGAGAAGCAUGGGGCGGCCCGGGCAGUGUGGGGGGGGCAGCACCUUUGCAUGUUAAACACACCCCACGUAGGGACGGGGAGGUUAGGACCGGCCAAAAAAACACACUAAAGGCACUUCUUUCUGGUUUCCUAUUUUCUUUUUUUUUUUCCUUUUU
Pseudonaja textilis is the source of this 3353-nucleotide messenger RNA. The record is from RefSeq and is a predicted model, not a curated record. NCBI's taxonomy places the organism in Eukaryota, Metazoa, Chordata, Lepidosauria, Squamata, Elapidae.